Messenger RNA from Alosa alosa (allis shad), 2295 nucleotides. It is a transcript of the gene snx15, whose product is annotated as sorting nexin 15. NCBI's taxonomy places the organism in Eukaryota, Metazoa, Chordata, Actinopteri, Clupeiformes, Clupeidae. Bases 111 to 1352 code for a protein of 413 amino acids. The transcript is spliced from 8 exons. The record is from RefSeq and is a predicted model, not a curated record. Gene Ontology annotation, molecular function: phosphatidylinositol binding.
CGUUCCUCCAAGCAGGAAGUAGCAGAGAACCCAAACAUUUGACCAGUGACAGUAAGCGACAAAAGCACGCCUGUGUGUAGUUGCUGAACGCAUAUCCUUAAUAAUCAAAGAUGUCCAGGAAGGUUAAGGAGGAGUAUUAUCGGUUCUUUUCCGUGACCGAUACACGCACCCACGAGAAAGGACAUACGGAAUACAAAGUUAUGGCGAGGUUUGUGUCAAAGAGAAGACCUGAAGAUGUGAAGGAGGUGGUGGUGUGGCGUAGGUACUCCGAACUGAAGAAGCUGCACGGGGAGCUAGCCUACACCCAUAGGAACCUUUUCCGACGGCAAGAGGAGUUUCCCCCCUUCCCCCGCGCACAAGUUUUUGGGCGGUUUGAUGAAGCGGUCAUUCAGGAAAGGAUGAAGGCUGCUGAGGCCAUGCUGCUUUUCACCACCAAUAUCCCAGCACUGUACAAUAGCCCUCAGCUUAAAGAGUUUUUCAGGGUCAGCCUCUCUCUCUCGCUCUCGCUCUCUCAGGAGGACACCAAUGAGGGAGGUGAGGUGACCCGGCCGCUGGACCCCCCGGUCGUCUCCUCCACCGAUCUCCCUCCCCCUCUCAUCCCGCUGCCCAAGGGCUCGUCCACGCUGCAGGCUGAGGAGGAGCAGGGCCGCGAGGCGCCCCUGCUGCCCCAGGAGCUGGACUCAGACGUGGGCUCGGAGGGGGACGAACCCGAGGUCGGGCUGGAGGCCUACGGGGAGAUGGAGAGCAGCUCGCUCCCGCCUUCCCCACCUUCCCCGGCCAAGGAGGUGACACAAACGCGCGCAGUGUCACCGGAGAACAACGGAACAGAAGAACCACCACCUGCCAGAGAUACCUCUCCCGCACCCCCGGCCUCCACCACAGAGAAGCCUGAUGAAUCUCAGGAGGAAUUUGAUUUGCUCUUUGACACGGCAGGGGAGGGGCCUGUAGACAACGCCCCACCCCCUCCUCUCUCUGACACUGACCUGGCUAUCUUUGAUCCAUGUGCCAAAGAAGACCAACCUCACGGCUCGUUUGACAACUCCGAGCUGCUCUCCACAGCUGUUGCCAAUGAGAGCGGCAAAUCGGCCGGGGAGGCGGGAUACCUGGCCCAGGCGGCCAAUGAGUUGAACGCUGCCCUGGAGAAGGAGAAGGAAGGGGACUACGGUGCGGCCAUCCUUCAAUACAGAACAGCGGUCGAUAUUCUGAUCAAAGGUGUACACGGAGACCCAGACCCCCAGCGCAGGGACUCUGUGAAAAGGCGAACCGCUCAGUACCUGCAGCACGCAGAGACGUUGCUCAACCUGCACUCCCCCACACACACUCCCACACACACUCAGCACCAGAGCACAUAGAGCCGCUCCACACACACACACACACACACACACACACACACACACACACUCAGCAACAGAACACAUAGACCCACUUCUCUGCAGACCCCACUUACAACUGUGGCACUUGAACAAACACACACACACACAAACACUAUCUCACAUGCACCUACAAACAGACAGACACACACACACACUUUCUCACACACAAAUACUGUAGAUGUUCUAUGUGCCGACUCCAUUAUUUCAAACACAGCCACCUAAAUAUAGCUUGUAAACACUGUUAUGUAGCCACUAAUGGGACCAUUGGCACACAUGUGUUUAGAUUUAAACCAAAAAAAAAAACACCCUUUUUUUUUUCUAUGAAAACAAUUUUCACACACACAAACCACAUAUGAUGGAUGGACACAGCUAGAUUAAUCAACCGCCAUUAGAUCAAAAUUACACACAAACACUAAAACACACACACACACACAGAGAGAGAGAGAGAGAGAAAGCUCACACAACUUAAACGUCUUUACACUCACAAGUCACUGCACACCCUUCAGAUUAUCCAUGGUACGUUGUGCUCCUCCACCGAAGUGCGUCCACCCACACCCGAUGACUCCUACUCCCCAUGCGCUCAGUGCCUCUUCAACACACCUACGGACACUCACGCCACCUAUUCCACGGCAUAAAUAUCACUAUGCAGACACUUUAAAGCACAAGUGGGUGGACUCCUUGUGUACAAAGAAGGACUUGACUGGAAAAGAGUAUUUUAAAAACUGAAAUCUACUGUGACCUACAUACUCUAAAAAUCAAAAAGCCUUAACGAGUAUCCUUUCAGCUUCUGUAUUUAUCUAAACUUUAAUUUAUAUUCACUUUUGAAAUUUUACACGCAUGUAUGAUGGCAUUGUAAAUAAUGUUUUGUUUCUAUGUUGUAAGGUAUUUUGUACAUAAGAGAAAUAGACUGGAAUGAUCAAAG